This is a messenger RNA of Diabrotica virgifera virgifera (western corn rootworm), 2841 nucleotides long. RefSeq lists its product as uncharacterized. The record is from RefSeq and is a predicted model, not a curated record. The transcript has 2 exons. NCBI's taxonomy places the organism in Eukaryota, Metazoa, Arthropoda, Insecta, Coleoptera, Chrysomelidae. The coding region runs from base 1 to 2841 and encodes 946 amino acids.
AUGGUAUAUUACAGUCAACAUAGCAGCAAGGAUAAAUAUUUUCCAAAGUUAAAUGAUUACGAUGCUCCUCCUAGUGACGAUGAAAAUAUUGAAAUAAACUAUCAUUACUGCUGGAUUAAAGAUAUGUCCAGGUUGCUAAGUUCUCAGUUAAGUAAGGACAAACAUAAAAAAUAUAUUUGUGAUCGCUGUAUGAAUUAUUUUUCCAGCGGGAAUAAACUUUCGGAACAUGAAGAGUUCUGCAGAGACAUAAACAAAUGUAAAAUGACUGUUCCCAAAUACGAUGAUGUUGCUUUUAGAAAUUUCACAUACACACAAACCACUCCUUUUAUCAUAUAUGCUGAUUUUGAAUGUCAGUUACAUAAUUUUACAGAUUCUAAUGUAAAACUGAGCAAAACAACAAAAUACCAAAAGCAUGUACCUUAUAGUGCAGGCUAUUACUUUAAAUGUGCUUACGAUGACGGCUUAUCAUAUUUUCGAAGCUACAGAGGUGAAAAUUGCAUGGAGUGGUUUGCAAAAGAAAUGGCUGAAAUAUCCAAAUUUGUUAAUUCUAAAAUAAAAUCAAUUGUACCUAUGGUUAAAAAGCCUAGUACAAGUACGGCAACUGCCUGUCAUAUUUGUGAGAAACGCUUUUUAGCUAAAGAUAUAAUUGUUGUAGAUCAUGAUCAUUUUACCGGAGAGAUAAGAGGAUUUGCACACCAAGCAUGCAAUUUAAACUUCAGAAAGGUGUUUGUUGUGCCAGUAGCCUUCCAUAAUUUUAGUGGAUAUGACUCACAUUUCAUGAUUAUCGAUUUAUGCAAACAUGGGCACCUGAGCUUACUUCCUAUUAAUAAAGAAAAAUAUAUUUCUUUUACUCUACAUUCAGAUGAGAAUAAAAUUAGACUAAGAUUUAUCGAUACUAUGAGAUUUAUGGGAGCUUCACUCGAUGAAUUAGCAUCACUUUUAGAUACUUCAGAGAAGAAGAUUUUAAAACAAGAAUUUUAUAGUUUAGAUGAUGAUGCAUUUAAUUUAUUAACUUGCAAAGGAGUAUUUUGCUAUGAUUAUGUAGAUAGUUUGGAAAAAUUAGAGGAAACUUCUUUACCUACAAUUAGUCAUUUUUAUAAUAAAUUAUGUGAUGAACAUAUUAGCGAACAGAAGUAUGCUCAUGCGCAGAAAGUUUGGUCUACAUUUGAAUGUAAAAAUUUGGGAGAGUAUAGCGAUUUGUAUUUAAAGACAGAUAUUUUGCUUCUGGCUGAUGUAUUUGAACAAUUUAGACAAAAAUGUAGGGAUACGUACCAUUUAGAUCCUGCGUGGUAUUAUACCAUACCAGGUUAUACAUGGGAUUGUAUGCUUAGGUAUACAAAAUGUAGAUUAGAGUUAUUAAAAGAUGUGGAUAUGAUUUUGUUUAUUGAAAAAGGCAUACGAGGCGGAAUAUCUGUGUGUAGUAACCGAUUUUCGGAAGCUAACAAUAAGUACAUGCCGACAUAUGACCCCACACAACCCUCUAAGUACAUCAUGUAUUUAGAUGUAAAUAAUCUCUAUGGUUGGGCUAUGAGUGAAUAUUUACCUUUUGGAGGAUUUAAGUGGAUUGAAGAUGUAACCAAAUUUGGUGUUGCAUCUAAAUCCACUAAACUUCCCAAGGGUCAUAUUGAUAUUAUGUCAAUUCCGAAUGCUGCGAAGGAGGGCUAUUUUUUUCAAGUUGACUUAGAGUAUCCACUUGAAUUACACGACAAACAUAAAGAUUUUCCAUUUGCUGCCGAACACCGCAUUCCUCCCGGUUCAAAACUACCAAAAUUAUUGCCAACUCUUUUUAAUAAGUCAAAAUAUAUUAUUCAUUAUAGAAAUUUAAAGCAGGCUUUAUCCAACGGUUUAAUUUUAACUAAAAUACAUAAAGUUUUGAAAUUUAAUCAAUCUGCAUGGCUGCGGCCCUAUAUUGAGUUAAAUACUAACUUACGGGCUGCAUCUAAGAGCAGUUUUGAGAAAAAUCUCUAUAAAAUGAUGAACAAUGCUGUGUUCGGUAAGACCAUGGAGAAUAUAAGGAGGCAUAGAACUGUAAAAAUAUGUAAAAAUUGGAAUGGAAGGUAUGGAGCCAAAAACUUGAUUGCAAGUAUUCGGUUUCACAGUCGUACUAUCUUUAGUGAAAACCUAGUAGCCAUCGAACUAACCAAAUCAGUAGUGUGCUUUAAUAAACCUCUGUAUAUAGGUGCAGCAAUCCUAGACAUAUCGAAAUUAUGUAUGUAUGAUUUUCAUUACUCCUUCAUGCUUCCAACGAUGGGAGAAGAAAAUUGUAUGUUAUUGUACAUGGAUACAGAUAGCUUUAUAUAUGAAUUACAGUGUUUAGAUGCAUAUAAGGAGGUUUUAAAGGUACACAACUCUAAAUUCGAUACAUCUGACUAUUCGGAAAAUAACCCGUACAUGAUAGAACGGUUAAAUAAAAAAAUCCCCGGUCUAAUGAAGGAUGAAGCUAAUGGAAAAAUUAUUACACAUUUUAUUGGCCUAAGAUCAAAAAUGUAUACAUUUAAAUUACAAACAACUGAUGAAGAGAGAGAAAAAGAGAGAGAACGUUUAAAACUGAAACUAAAUAAGGAACAAAUUGAUUGUGGUAUUCAAAAUUUAGGUAUAACCAAAAAAGCAAAAGGUGUAAAAUAUAAUGUAGUCAAAAAUAUAAUCACAUUUGAAGAUUUUGAAAAUUGUUUAAAAGAAUGCAAGAUUAAAAGCACAAACCAAAGGUGUAUUCGGUCAUAUCAACAUUCAGUAUUCAGCAUAGAGCAAACAAAAACGGCUCUAAGUCCUUAUGAUGAUAAACGAUAUUUAAUACCAGAAUCCUUUAAGACGCUUCCCUGGGGGCAUUGUGAUAUACCAUAA